AUGAAUAGAAAAAGAAAUGUUAAUUUUAUAAAGCCCGACGACCCUCCAUUUUUAAGAGCCUUAAAAAUCCAAGCUGGUUAUGACGACAAAAAUCACAAGUUUGACGAACUCCAUAAUAAAGACGAAGACUUUGUGAGUGAUGAUGAUAGUGAAUUACCACAAGUCAUAGUUUUAAAAAAGGGAGACCUCACAGCAGAAGAAGCCGAUGUUGAAAAAGAAAAAAUCAAAAAGAUUGAAGCUGAAAAAAAAGCAGACUUAAGUCAGAGAGUUGUAUUUAAAGCUAAGAAAAAAAUUAGCUAA
This is a messenger RNA of Leptosia nina, 300 nucleotides long. The record is from the annotation of a GenBank genome assembly. NCBI's taxonomy places the organism in Eukaryota, Metazoa, Arthropoda, Insecta, Lepidoptera, Pieridae.